UUGUUUACUUUGGAGUGUUUUGUAUGAUAGCGGGAAUGUCCUGCUGGCAUGAGUGAGCUCGCUAGCACUCUCUCUUCCUGUCGGGAGCGUGUCCCCCCCCAGCGGCUGGCCGGGGGUGACUAACCCUGCCCCCCCCCCACCCCCCACUGCCCAGCUACGCUCAAGUGCAAAACAAAUACGUGGCUCCAGCCGGUCCGUGGCCAAGUGCAGCGGGGCAGGGAGCAGAUAACAAAAACGUGCAGAUAGCGCGGUUCGCUCAGCGCUAGCAGCCGCUCUGCUUUCUCUGAACUAGGGGGGGGCUUAAAGCACUGGCUCGUGUGCCCUGCUGGUCCGGUCCCUCUCACCACUCUAGCUUUGCUCUCUCUUUCUUAAUCUUCUCUUCUUCACAGAAUAUCAAGGUUGCAUGGUAACCUGGACUUGGUGCAUGGCAUUUGCAUGACUCCGCUAAUUCUGAGUGUGGAACUGACUGCGAUCAGACGCACCCAUGGCUCAAACAACACACAUUAACGGGAAUACCUCAGAAAAAAGAGAGAGAGGUGCAAGUGCAGAAGAUGACCCUGUGGCCCCUUACUUCCUGGAGACCCCGUACGGCUACCAGCUAGACCUGGACUUUCUCAAGUACGUGGAUGACAUCGAGCGGGGGAACACCAUCAGGAAGCUGAACAUCCAGAGGAAGCCCAGGGGGGCCAAGGCGGAGCCGCCCCCCCGAAGCGGCGGCAGCGGGCAGAGCGCAUGGGCCUCCACCGACUCCCUGUCCUCUUCCACCAGCGAGGAGAGCAAGCAGUCCCCGCUCUUCUUCCCCGCCAGGAGCCAGCCACUCCCCCCACCUCAGGCCACCAGGCCGCCACCCGUCCAUGAGCCCCCGCAGGCCUUUCUGAGUGUCCCGGACGGCAAGCUUCUGCCGCCCCCCUCCCCCAGGGCGCCGCGGCACAACCUCCAGGUGGAGAAGACGCUGAUGGAGACACGGUGGAGGCUGGAGCAGGAGCGCCUGCUCCUGCAGCCCCCGGCGAGCGAGCCCCCCCGCCGGCGGCUGGCCAGCUUCGGGGGCAUGGGCUCCAGCAGCUCGCUGUCCUCCUUCACGGGCUCCAGCGGGCAGAACCAGAUCUCGCCCAACUCCCACCCGCUCCUCCACAACGGGCACCUGGCCAACGGGGAGUACAACCCCUACUUCACCUCCUCCAUGGGCAGCUCCAUCCGACACAGCCCCCUGAGUUCAGGGAUGGCCACGCCCGUCACCAACGUGAGCCCCCUCCACCUGCAGCACAUCCGCGACCAGAUGGUGGUGGCCCUCAAGAGGCUCAAGGAGCUGGAGGAGCAGGUCAAAGCCAUCCCCAUCCUGCAGGUCAAGAUCUCCGUCCUGCAGGAGGAGAAGAGGCAGAUGGUCACGCAGAUGAGGAACCAGAAGCUCUCCGACCAGAAUCAGACGGGCGGCGGAGUCUUCCGGAAGCGGUCGUACAGCGCGGGGAAUGCGGAACACCUGGAGCAGCUCUCCCAGAUCAGGAAAGGCCUGGAACUGCACAUCGACUCCGAGGACGAGCCGGAGACCACGGAGCAGAGCUCCCAGAGGCUGGAAGAGUUCCGACAGCUGACGGCCGAGAUGCAGGCCCUAGAGAGGAAGAUCCAGGACAACAGCUACGAGGCGCCGCUCAGCACGAACCGAAACCCAGAGCAGAAGCGCUGGGACAGGGGCCUCAAGUCCAUCGCCGUGGGCGCUGACGAGAACAUGAACGACGUUGUCAUCUACCGCAGGUCGUCCAGGCGGGGCAGGGAUGCGGCGGUCCAGACGGAGGUGGAGACCAGGAGCACGGCGGUGGGGGUGACGGAAGCCAUGCUGGGCAUCACCACGGAGGCCGAGUCUGAGCUCGAGAUGCAGCACCAGACUAUCGAGUCCCUCAAGGACAAGAUCUACCGGCUGGAGGUGCAGCUGAAGGAGACCACGCACGAGGUGGAGAUGGGGAAGCUGAAGCUGGAGCUCCAGGCGGCCGGGUCGCGGAAGAAGGCCGACAAGGGCUGCAUGGCCAGGCCGGACACAUACAGUACGGGCGUGGAGGCGAAGGUUCAGAUGCAGAGCCAAGGGGUGGGAGGACACACAGAGUUGAGGGACACGGGCGCUGAGCUUGCCCCACAGACGCUUGCAGUAGCGGCAUCAUGUAAGCCAGAACUGAGGCAUGUUGCCGUGGGUCCAGAGGUACUUAUGGAUCGAUGGGUUGUACAGGAAAGAGCGGAGGUCCAAGAUAAGUGUGUUGGCAGUCAUGUUGUCAUGUGUAAUCAGAGCGUGGGAGUGGAGAUAAGUGUAUGCGAAAUGGGAGUCAAUACAGAGGAGACUGUGGAAAGUAAUGGCCUUUGCAAUACAGGGCUCAGGCAGGCAAAGGAAAUGAGGUCGAUCGGAUGUGGAGAUUGUUCAGUAGAUGUGACUGUGUGUCCGGUAAAGGAGCUGGCUUCUCUGGGCACUGUCACAGACCAGGUCAGCCGAGUGGACUUGGGAGUCAUGGCAACACCUCAGACGACUUCCCAGCUCACCAACACAGCGACGGAUGCCACAAGCAGGUUCACCAACACGGUCAGGACCGUUUCCAUGGACUCCGGCACCAACACAAUCCUCGACACUAGAGAAAAGCACACCAGCACGCCACCGACCGAGACCAGGACGGUCGCCGUGGGAGAUGGCCGCGUGAAAGACCUUAACUCGGCAUCCAAAACGCGCUCCGUUGCGGUCGGGACCUCGGCGCCAGGGGAGGCUGCCCUGGACAGGCCGUCUGUGGCAAAGACCAAAGAGAUAGGGGUGGGCUUGGCCGACGUGAAGGAGAACUUUCUGGUGGGCCUAAAAACGAGGACUAUCGCGUGCGGGCCCUCUCUCCCGCCCGACUCUGCCAAAACGAGAAGCAUCGGGGUCGGGGAGGGUGUGGUGUGGGGGGCAGCCAAACCCCAGCAGCAGCCGGAGACGGCGGCCGGACUGGACCACUACAUCGAGCGUGUGCAGAAGCUCCUGCAGGAGCAGCAGGCGCUCUUGGCGGAGAACUACAGCGAGCUUGCCGACGCCUUUGGGCAGCCUCAGUCGCAGAUCGGCUCCAUCAACAGCCAGCUGGUCAACACCCUGUCCUCCAUCAACUCAGUGGUGAAAUUCGGCAGCGUUGAGGAGCUACGCAGCUUCGACAUCCCCAAGCUGUGUCCAGAGACUACAAGUGCCAACAGAGACGCGGAGCCGCCCCAGAUGGCUGUCGGGGCCGGGACCCAGUCUGUCGCCGUGAGGACGGAGGUCACCCGUGUGGGAAGCGUGCCACCGGCGCCCUCUGCUGGCAGCUCCAGACCUCCCACGCUCCAGCAGAGCGCAGCCAUGCAGAAAAGCCUAAUGGACCAGCAGAUGUCCUCUGCUCUACAUGGGGAGUCCGGCGGCCGGGGCGCUCUGAAGUCCAUCAUGAAAAAAAAAGACGGACGACAGAGUUCCGGCGGCACCAAAAAGAACCUGCAGUUUGUGGGCGUUAAUGGAGGAUACGAGACGACAUCCAGCGACGACUCCAGCUCGGAGGAGAGCAGCUCCUCCGAGGAUGAGGAGGAGGCAAAGGUGUACGUCGGGGAGGAGGGUGCGGAGGCAGAGGCGUUGAGUAAGGAGGGAGCGGUGAAGGUGGGAGGAGGAGGAGGAGGAGGAGUAGGAGAGAGCGGCCCAGGGAAGGAGGAGAUAAGGGAGAGGUACGAGUUGAGUGAGAAGAUGCUGGCGGCCUGCAACGUUCUGAAAAACCACCUCAGCGAAUCCAAGCCUUUAACGGGCAAAGACGUGAGGGCGUGCCUGAACACGGUCCAGCAGGAAUGGUUCCGGGUGUCCAGUCAGAAGUCGGCGAAGCCGGCCACGGUGGAGGACUACCUGGCGGCCUUCAGGGGCGUGUCCCCCGCCGUGCUGCGACACGUGGUCAACAUGGCCGACGCCAACGGCAACACCGCCCUGCACUACAGCGUGUCCCACUCCAACUUCGACAUCGUCAAGAAGCUUCUCCAAGCAGAUGUCUGCAACGUCAAUCAUCAGAACAAGGCGGGCUACACCCCCAUCAUGCUGGCCGCCCUGGCGGCGGUGGAGGCGCCCAAGGACAUGAGCGUGGUGGAGGAGCUCUUCAGCAAGGGAGACGUCAACGCCAAAGCCAGCCAGGCUGGCCAGACGGGGCUGAUGCUGGCGGUCAGUCACGGGAGGAUGGACAUGGUGAAAGCCCUCCUGGCGUGCGGCGCCGACGUCAACAUCCAGGACGACGAGGGCUCCACGGCCCUCAUGUGCGCCAGCGAGCACGGCCACGUGGAGAUCGUCAAGCUGCUGCUGGCCCAAUCCGGCUGCGACGCUACGCUGAGUGACAGCGACGAGAGUAACGCCCUCUCCAUCGCUCUGGAGGCUGGACACAAUGACAUCGCCAUGCUGCUAUACGCUCACGUCAACUUCUCCAAAGCGCAGUCCCCGGGGACACCCCGGCUCGGGAGAAAGAUGUCCCCCAGUCCCACGCGGAGAAGCGUGUUUGAUUAGGGUGUCCCAAAAUCCCAGGCCCCGCCUCCCUGGUCGGCCCCCACGCUGCUAUUGGUUCACGUUCAAGGUUGCCCAGGGUUGUUUUCUGGAAAACUGACUGCGGGGAAUGUGUUUUGGCUGGACCAAUCAGGCAGCCCCGUCAAGGCAGCCAAUCGAGUUUGUGCUCGUACCAUCCAAUCAAACGCUUUCCCCAAGGGUGUUAAUUUCCACAUAAGCAUGGCAUUAGCCUUAUCCCCCACAGAGAACUUGAUCCCGAGCUCCACUGGAUAUGACCUAAGACAUAUUUCAAAAGAAGGAUAAUACUGAAAGUGUUUAAUCAAACAAAAAUCCAGAAAACAACCCCCGGCAACUUUUAGCCUGGACGCAUUCUGAAUGUAUUCAAAAGUUCCAUUUGUGCCUGAUCUCACCAGCCGUUCUCCGCUAUAGAGGAAGAUGCGAUGCGCGUGCUGAAGUGAUGUCAUCGGAAAACGCCUGUGCACGGAAAUGACAUUGUUCACUGUGCGGACUUCCACACGGACGCGUUUCUGGUGUUCUUCAGUGCGGUCUCGCUCGUGCCCGUCUGUCCCCUUGUUUCUAAUCCGCAGGUCCGCAGUGGAGAAACCCAAAAGUAUUAAGUGUCUGAGGAAGGAGUGAGGUGUGGAAGCCUUACCGUUGUUGCCUGUUAUUUCAUAUUUUAUAUAUUUUUUGUGUGUCCUGUACGCACAUGAAUCUGUGUGUGUUGUGUGUGUGUGUGUGUAUGUCCGCGCAUACACACACAUACACACGCAUUAGUAUCAACUCCCUCUGACUUUUCUCUCUAUUUGGGUUUGUGUCCCAGCUCUUUCCUGGACAUAUGUGAAUUUAUCUGCUUUUCAUUUACCCAAUCGGUCAAUGUGUUUUAGAUGGGAUAUAAGACUUAACUUUUAUAUGCAGAUCCUUUCUAUCUAUUUAAAAAUCACAGUAUUUUGAAUAUUUCAUAUUCCCUAUAAACAAGUCAUGAAGUUAAAUAUUUAUCGAUACAUAGUUUUUAAUCCUUAUUUUAAUAUUGUAUUUCUCUGUAUAUACUGUAUGUUUCAGAUGAAUUAGAGGUGGUAGGCAUGUUCUCCAUUGUCUUAUGUACAUUUAUAAUAAAUUGUCCUUUCUUAGUGUAACUAAGGUACUUUAAUCUUUUUAUCUAAGUGUUUGAAGUGCCUUCAGAUUGCCAUAUAAUAAGAUUAAGCUGCAUUAAAUGUACAUGGGUGCUCUUUAAUCCAAGCUCUUCAACCUCUUAAUGUUGUGUAAUUGUCCUUCCCCCAAAAGCUGUAAACUUUUAUUUCCUUGCAUGCCAUGAAAUGUUGGCUUCUCUGAACAGCUCAUGCGCAUUGUGCCACCGAUAUACAGCUUAAUGUCUCCCCCUACUGGUGUCAAUUGGUACUUACAACCAACGCAAUUUAUUUCUCUGGAUGGAUUGAAUAACAAACACCAUUUUCAUUUGCAGUCUGGUGAGCAAAUCGUUUUUUUUUUCGGCGUCUCGGUGAGAAAAGCUAUCAGCAUUAUUUCACCGAGACAGAUUCGCUAGUUGCAGUAUUAUACAGAGAACACAAGUACUUUAUAGUACGCUUGAUAUUUCAUGGUACUCUUUAUGUAGAAAUCGGUUGUGUUUAUCAAAAUGUUCAGUGCUGUUAUCGCACAGCUUAUGUUCUUUAUGUAGUUGUAUUACAAAAGUGCAAAUAAACAUUUUAAAUCACUACACCUGA
Messenger RNA from Anguilla rostrata (American eel), 6216 nucleotides. It is a transcript of the gene kank1a, whose product is annotated as KN motif and ankyrin repeat domains 1a. The transcript is spliced from 12 exons. Gene Ontology annotation, cellular component: cytoskeleton; cytoplasm. Gene Ontology annotation, molecular function: protein binding. Gene Ontology annotation, biological process: negative regulation of actin filament polymerization. Bases 485 to 4501 code for a protein of 1338 amino acids. The record is from RefSeq and is a predicted model, not a curated record. Lineage: Eukaryota; Metazoa; Chordata; Actinopteri; Anguilliformes; Anguillidae.